Molecule: messenger RNA, 6582 nt
Organism: Conger conger (European conger)
Lineage: Eukaryota; Metazoa; Chordata; Actinopteri; Anguilliformes; Congridae
Gene: smchd1
Product: structural maintenance of chromosomes flexible hinge domain containing 1
Exons: 48
Coding region: 193-6252 (2019 amino acids)
Biological process (GO): chromosome organization; double-strand break repair
Cellular component (GO): chromosome
Molecular function (GO): protein binding; ATP binding
Source: RefSeq, a predicted model, not a curated record
UAAUACACUGAAAUAUUUGGUUGACUGUUGCGGCGGGUAAAGUCGGUCUGUAUUCCAGAUUUGUUUUCAUUUGAAAAUGCUGUUAAAAGUGCAAUGCAAAAUUACAGGUAAACCGGUUGUUCCGUUUUUAUUCGGGCCUAAGCGGCAAGCCUAGUGGAUAACUAGCUACAAUACGUUGUGUUUAUAUAUUUUAUGAGCAUCCAUUCGAGCUCUAAGAACAUGGCCGACUCCGGUCUCCUGAACAGUGGUUGCUCAGUACCUUUUGAGAAAACUGUUACACAAACAAUGAACAAAAUCCCACGAAAAGUAGUGGUAUUUGACUGCCGUCUGGAAAACGGAGACGCCAUCGAGAAAGUCCUGGAUAUCCAGGGCAUGGAGUUCAGCGAAUUUCUGAGGACUGUCACCAAGGAGUUUACCAUAUCCUCAGAAGAAACAUUUGUCCUGUUGACAACAGACAGGAGGGAAAUUGAUCUGGACAGAUUUGAGGAGCUGAAGGAUGGAAAUACUUUGCACCUUCUUCGGUCAGUUGAUCAAGUCUUGUCAGUGUCAACAAAGGAACGCAUCCUGUUCCUCCCGCACUAUGACACACUCAUCAAGAGCGGCAUGUACGAGUACUACGCCAGCGAAGGACAGAAAUCCUUACCUUAUGCUUUUGCUGAACUUAUUGACAAUGCAUUGUCUGCAACUUCAAAGAAUGUUGGGGUCAGGAAAAUAGACAUUCGAUUGAUGUUUGAUGAGUCUCAGGGUAAGCCUGCAGUGGUCGUCCUGGACAACGGGUCUGGCAUGACAUCAAAGCAGCUGAAUAACUGGGCUGUCUACAGGCUGUCCAAGUUUAGCAGGGAGAGCAGCGCGUUUGAAAGUGAUCAUACGGCCUAUGUUCGACCUGCUCCAGUUCCGCGCAGUCUAAACAGUGAUAUAUCUUACUUUGGAGUUGGAGGAAAGCAGGCUGCUUUCUACAUCGGGCAGGCAACCAGGAUGAUCACCAAGCCGGCAGGAUCGAUGGAUGUUCAUGAGCUGCUUCUCUCAAAGGAGGAGUUUGAAAAAAAGGAGAAGAAUAAAGAAGAUAUUUACAAGGGUUUCAUUCUAAACAGAAAGCCAGGCGACUCGUCCCACGUUACCAGUGAGGACGAGCGCUUCCUGCACAGCCUCAUCGCUGAGGAGACAGAGGAGGACCACUUCACCGCCGUCGUGCUGACCGGAGUCCAGCCAGAGCACAUCGCCUUCCUGAGGGCUGACUUCCACCUGUGGACCAGGGAGCUGGCGCAUGUGUACCAUUAUUAUGUUCAUGGAAUCAAAGGAAACGACAUGAGGCCUUCUACAGUUGACAUAGAUACCACAGGCAACAUUGACAUUCGGAUCUGCUUGUUCGAAAAGCUGAAGAUACCACGGAUUGUGGACCUUAGGGACAUCAUAAAUGACAUGCAGACUUUGUACAUCAACUCUUCAGUGGACUCAUUUGAGUUCAAGGCUCAAGUGGACGACGAAGGCACUGCGGAAGGCAUCCUCCGAUAUCACCCGUUCCUUUACGACAGAGAGACGUUCCCCGAGGACCCGUACGCCAUACCGUCUCUGCUGGCGGAUGAUGAGGAGGACUGCGUCAUCGUGAAUCAGGAAGGGCGAGGGAAGAAGCCUAUAUUUGAGUGCUUCUGGAACGGGCGGCUGAUCCCGUACACCACCGUGGCAGAGUUUGACUGGUGCGCGCGGCCCAAGAAGUCGGGACCCGUGCCGGCGGAGUGCUACAAGCGCAUCUCGGGAGUCCUCUUCACCAACGACAAGUUCCAGGUCAGCACCAACAAGCUGACCUUCAUGGACCUGGAGCUUCGGCUCAAGGACAAGGAGACCAUCUUCACACGCAUCGUCAAUGGACAGGAACAGCGAGUGAAGAUUCACAAAGAGUUCACUCAGUGGCUGAAGGACUGCCAUGAGAAGUGGGACAAGCAGAUUAAGUUUUUGGGGUUUAACGGCACCAUGACACGGACGGACGUCACGACCAAAAGAAUGCAGAGUCCUUGGGCGAGGUUUACGUCCAUCACGUGGGAUGGAAAAACAUACAAAGCUGGCCAAUAUGUGAAAUCUAUGAAAACUCACCCCAUUCUGUUUGGCACCAUUGUGCAGUUCCUCCUCUAUGGAGAUCACGAUGGAGACGUGCACUCGACUGGAGGUCAGGUCCAGGUGGCUAUGGAGCCCAAGGCCAUUUUCAGUGAAGUGAGGACCAUCCCCAUCUCAAAGAUUGACCGAGGAGCCCCUCUGACCGUCAUCAAGAAGUACAUCGAUGAUGAACUGGCAAAGCUGCCAGACAGGCUGAAGGUGACCUGGCCAGAGGGGAAGGAAUGGAGCCAGAAGGCUGUUCGUCCAGCCGGGACGGAGUUCGGUCCGAUACACGUCGAGAUCCUCAAUAAGAAAGGGGAACCAAUGACACGGAUGCCUGGAUCGAACCACACUUCAUCAAGGAAACUUCUGAUUGAAUUAAAGGUUAUUUGGCAUGCUCCUACUGGUGAUGUCGAAACAAACUCUCACAUCUGUCAGCAUGGCGGAAAAUGGGCAUAUUGGUUUAAAACCAUGGAGAACCUGAGCAGGCUGGGGAGGUACACGCUGCGUCUGCAGACGGUUCUGAACGAGGUCAACGCCAGCGUUUGUGACAUGGAGCUGCUUCCGUCCUGGGAACUCCAGUUCUCCAUAUGUGAGGGGUGUCCUGAGAGGUUUGUGGUGGGGGUCGUUUGCACGCCGUACCGCGUGUGCGAGCCCUUCAGCAUCUCCCUGGAGCUGCUGGACGCUUUCGGGAACCCCGCUCCGCCGCCUGCGGACCUGAAGCCCGUUCUGGAGUGCAGUGCCAUGGAAAUGAGUUACGAGGAAACUGAAGCAAGUGGAACCACUUUCUCCAUUAAAGGGGUUCGAGCCAAAGGCCUUGUGAAGACCUGUCUGGGGAAGUCCUUUAAUGUGAAGAUCACCUUGCCAGGUCUGAAGCGGAACUCUCAGACACUGAAAAUAAGCCUCCUCCCUGGUCAUCCACAUUCUCUGAGUGUCAAACCGGACUCAGCAGAAAUCUCGCUAGAGAACGGCCAAGCGCCCAUGUUCCAGGUGGAAGUGCUGGACGAAGCAGGGAACGUCACAACUCACCCCAAACUCAUCGUGCAGUGCCAGUUGCUAGGUGCUCCCAGUUUGCCCAUGGCAGCAGUUGACUGCAGUAACACUGGAACUGGGCUGCUAUUGGACAAGCCGUUGUACAUUAAAAAUGUCCAGAAGGAACAGAUCAUAAAGGCAAAAUUUGAUGUCCCAAGUCUCAAAAACAUUGAAGUAGUGGAGAGGACGUUGAAGAUCAUGCCUAGCCGUUGGGUGGCCAAGUUGGAGAUAUUCUCUCAGGAGGAUGAAAAUGUCACGGUUUUUGGAGACAAGGAGAACAUUGGCUGGACUGCCGGAGAUGUGCUGGAAAAUCUCCACUAUCGAGUGUUUGAUGAAGGAAACCGCAUGGUCCCCAUUACAGAUAGCAUUGCAAAGAAGGUCAAGGUGAAUUGGAGGGCAGAUGUAAAUAUUGAGGACCUGCAGCAAGGAAAGCUACCCGGCCUGCUCAUUCCCAACUUGGUGAAAGACGAACAUUUCUACCAGGUUUCAUUUCAGGAUGAAAAUGUGUCUGUGGAGUGUUCCUUCACAAUCACGCCGCGUGCGGAUGAGCCCAAGUGUAUGAAGGCCACGCUGAAGUGUGGGACCUCGGUGAGGAUGGGAGAGGAGCUCCCUGGGGAGAUCCAUUUGGAGGUGGUUGACCAGUAUGGCAAUAAAACGCAAACCUUGAAGUCAUCUUGCGUGAGCUCCUUUGGGGUGUCGGCUGAAGGUCUUGAUAAAUCAAGCUUAAAGGUCUCAUGGCAGGAGAAAAUGGAGGUGAUCGUGGUCCAAGGAGUGAAGUUCUUCACCGGGACCCUGGGGUCCAGAGAGCUGUGCUUUGCCUGGAGGGACUUUGCGGAGUACUUGCGCAUAACCGUCACGGCGGGCCCACCGGUCAAACUCCAGCUUGUGGAUGGGCCUGAGGAGCCUUUGCAGGUCAUCAACGGGAAGGCCCUGGAGAAGCCUUUCACUGUCCAGCUGCAGGACGACUGGGGAAACCCUUCACCCGACCAGAGAGUCAUCGUUUCCGUCAAACCCUCAACCGCAGCUCUAAAGAUGAAAUCUUCACCCGCAUCGCAGCCAGUGGAUGCAGAUGGGACAGCGAUCUUCACCAUCAGCCAGAUGAUGGCGCCCAAGGGAGAGUAUGCUAUUGAGUUUAAAGCCUCCUUCAAUAAGAAGAGUAUUCCAGGACCUGUGUUGAAGGUGAAAGUGGUGCCAGAUCCUAACAAACCGGUCAAGCUGUCAGUCAGCUACGACACCAACUCGGUGUUUCCUGCUGGGGGCUUUCUAACAGUGUUUGCAGUAACGGUGGUGGCAGAGGACGGCAGUGCCAUAGGGAGUCUGAGCCCUGCCUCCAUGUCCAUGCUGAUGUGGAAGGGCGAGUCGUCGGGGCCCAGGCCUCCUCCGGGGGCUGCCACCCUCAAGUGCAGUAAACCCAAGGACACUGAAAAGCAUGACUGUUUCUACUUCAGGGACAAAAUAAUCCCUGACCGUGUUGGGAAGUACGCAAUUCAGUUUGUACUGUGCAUCGAUAAAAACAAAAGUCUGUGGAGCAAUCAGUACGUAAUAAACGUGGUGGCAAACGCUCCAAUGAAAUUGACGGCAGAUUCCCAGCCAGCAACUCCAUUGGUUUCUAACAUCCAAGAAGUGGCCAGUCGGACCCUGAUUGAGAGCUUGUGUCUUAAAAUCCUGGACGAAUACGACAACCCGGCCGGCUCGGACUUGAACGGGACGGUGCUGGUCUCCGUCAAGAGCUCGGACAACAGCGAGGAGCUCCCCCUGUUCGAGGGGAAGACCAAAACCGUGCAAGUCCCCCUCUCUAACGGCAUCGCCCAGAUCACGGAUCUUAUCAUCAUGGAAAACUGUCCUGGCACUGAUCGGACAGAGUAUAUCCUCCACUUCCAGCCUGUCAUUCCGGGGCAUAAUUUGAGAGCAUUUGAGCUUCCCUUCCUGUUUUAUAAUGAUUCCAAGAACCAACAACAAAUGGCGACCUUGACUAAAAAAAAGGACCGCCUCUCCCAGUCCCUCGUUGCCUACAGAAGUCUGUUUGACACAAACAAUCAGUUGAUCUCUGAGCUCAAAGAUCAGCUUCAGGAUGCAACCAAUAAAGAGAUUCAUCUGAAAUCUGACCUCAGGAAAAGUCAUAUAAAUGUGACAGCGCAGAUGACUAUGGAAGAGAUCGAUGCCGUGAUCAGAGAGAAGGUGGCUGAGCAGGAGAGGAUACGGAGACAGCCUCGGAGAGCCUGCGUCAUGCCCGACACUUUCAAAAGCAACCCGGACGUCCUCGGGAAGGUGGCUCACCUGGCGCAGGUGGAGGACGACGACGCAGCGAAGGUCAUCUCCUGGCACCUGUCUGGCGACAUGGACUGCGUGGUCACCCUGACGACGGCCGCCGCGCGGCAGAUCUACGACGACACGCAGGGCCGCCAGCAGGUCAUGCCUCUGGACUCGGUCUUCUGGAGGAGCAGCAACAGGCCCCUGCCUCAUAUAAGGAACGGGCAGAGCAGCUUUGCACCAGUUGGAAACCCCAUAUUUGUCCGAGAUCUCCUGAUUUUUCCGGAACAUGCCGAAAGCUGUCAGAUAGUCUUUGGAAAUCUUCUGGGCGAAACCAUUUUGGUGGACAAUUUGGAUGCUGCUAACCAUUAUCGGAAGGGGGUGGUUCAGAGUAAAAGCCCGUGCCCCACUCUGCUGACCAGGCACGGUGAACGGGUGCGUAGUAAUGGAAAGUUUGGAGGCUUGCAGAACAAGGCUCCAUCCAUUGAAAAACUGCGAGGGCAAGUGUUCGGUGCACCCUUGCCAGAACAGUACUACACCCUCUUCAAGCAAAUCGAGCUACUGCAGCAGUACCGGGUUGCCAUGGCGAAGUGCAGGCAGGUGAGGGAGGACUACGACGGGCACAUGCAGUACAUGAGGUGUCCUGAGAUGGUGGAGAAGAAGGACGAGAUGAGGGCGCAGGAGAUGCAGCUCAAGGACCUGGAGCACAAACUCGGUAUGACCCCUAAGAGAAGGGUGGAUGGUUCAGCAAUGAAACGACCUGCGGAAGAGACUGGGGAACCUUCCGGAACCCUUUCAAAAAGAGCCCGUCGUUUCGAGAAGGCACCACCCUUGGUAAAUUCACCAACUCCUGGCAGGUUGAGAAAAAAAAGGACACCAUGAUGGCAUAUGAAUUCACAUGUUUAUUAUUUUCUUUAUAUUUAACAUUUUUAAUUCAAACAAUGUUGAACAAUGCUUGUAAAAUCUCAAAAAAACAUUUUUUUUUAUAUUUUCCAGACAGAGGGCACAUCUUGCUUAUUUGUAAAUAUAUGUUAUGUUGCCUCUUGACAUUUUUUCCUUUUUGGCAUUUAAGCCGUUUUGGUUCAUAUUUCAAUGAAAAAGAGAAUUGUAUUUUCAUUAUGUUGAAGGUUGUCCCUGGUACCUGUGGAACUUUUAAUACUUUGUACAUUUUUGUAUUGAAAUUCCUGAGUAAUAAAAUUAUUUUUUAUUUAA